CUGCCGGCCGCUCGGGGCCGGGCAGCGCUCGGGACCGGCCCCCUCGGCCCCCCCGGCCCCCCGGGCGCGGUGCCGCGGCCAUGCUGCGGGGGGACGAGUUUCUGAGCUCGCCGCCCAGGAAGGCGGUGCGCUUCGGGGGCACCCUGCCCGACAUCCUGCUCAAGUACGGCCAGGGUGACACCACCGAUUAUGAGUUGUUAAAGCACCAGCUGUCAGACCCAGACAUAAAGGAUGCCCAGAUCAUUAAUUGGCUGCAUGAAUUUCGAGCUUCUGUCACCUACUUGACCAAGGACUUUGAGCAACUGGUCAGCCUUUUGCUGAAGCUGCCGUGGUUGAGAAGAAGCCGAGAGGUAGUGGAAGAAUACCUGGGUUUUCUUGGCAAUCUGGUGUCAGCACAAACUGUCCAUCUUAGGCCAUGCCUCCGCAUGAUUGUAUCCCAGUUUGUUCCCCCUCGAAUAACCAUCAGAGAAGAUGAUGUGGAUAUUUCAGAUUCUGAUGAUGAUGAUGAAAACCUUUCUGAAAACUUUAAUACAUGCCAUAGAGCACUGCAAACUGUUGUAAGAUAUGUUCCUUCAACACUGCAAUUUCUUAUGCCAAUACUUGUAGAAAGCUUUCCUUUCAUUAAUAAAUCAGAAAGAACUCUGGAAUGUUACGUACAUAACCUGCUACGAGUUACAGUGUACCUUCCAACACUGAGGCUUCAGAUUCUGGAGCUUAUUGUUGAAAAACUGUUGAAGUUGGAUGUUAGUACUCCACAGCAAGAUAUUGAGGAUGCUGAAGAAGCUGCUAAUAACUCUGAUAGUGGGGAAAAAUCUGCAGAGGAGGGACUUUUUGACAUGGAGGAAGAUGAAGAAAGAAAAGGAAACAAAGUUGUCUCUUCCAGUAGUGAGAGAAUGGCCCAUCCGCUUGCGGAGCGGCUUGAUAUUUUGAUGACCAUCCUGUUUUCCUAUAUUAAAGAUGUUUGCCAUGUGGAUGGCAAGCUUGAUAUCAACAAGACAAAGGAUUUGUAUCGGGACCUGGUUUCUGUUUUUGACAAGCUCAUUUUACCAACUCAUGCUUCAUGUCAUGUGCAGUAUUUCAUGUUUUACAUCUGUAGCUUUAAAUUGGGUUUGGCUGAGGCAUUUUUAGACCAUCUUUGGAAAAAACUGCAUGAUCCAAACAAUCCUUCAGUGAUCAGGCAAACCGCUGGCAGCUAUAUUGGCAGCUUUUUGGCAAGAGCUAAGUUUAUUCCAGUUGUUACAGUAAAAGCAUGCUUGGAUCUGCUGGUUAAUUGGAUGCAUAAAUACAUUGAUAAUCAGGAUACAGGGGCUAAUGCUUACUGUGAUGUAGCUCUCCAUGGGCCAUUUUAUUCUACAUGUCAGGCAGCAUUCUAUACGCUUAUUUUCCGUCACAAGCAGCUUUUGGAUGGAAAUUUAAGGAAAGGUCUGUCAUAUCUGCAGAGUUUAAAUUUUGAGCGCAUUGUCAUGUGUCAACUAAACCCUCUGAAGAUAUGUAUACCCUCUGUUGUGAACUUGUUUGCUGCUAUUACAAGGAAAUACCAGUUGGUGUUCUGCUACACAAUUAUUGAGAGGAACAACAGGCAGUUCAUACCAGUUGUUCGGAGUGGGACUGGGGGUGACCUUGUGCAGACAUGCACUAACCCACUUGACAGUUUCUUCCCCUUUGAUCCCUACGUGCUCAAAAGAUCAAAGAAGACUAUUGAUCCUUUUUAUCAGUUCUGGGAAGAGCUGAGUGCUGAAGAUCUUGAGAAUCUGAAGAAACCCAUUAAAAGGGGUACUUCUGAAGAUGAAGAUGAUGACUUUUUGAAAGGAGAAACUCCUCAAAAUGAUAGUGUGGUUGAAAUUGCUCCAAAUUCUUAUGAGUCAAAUACCCGGAGCCCAGUGAGCAGCAUCGGCUCUCCUCCAGACUCUUAUGUGCAAUACCCACACUGACCUGGAUAACCAACCAGAAGUGAAAAGGUUGAAAAUUGUGUGCAAUUUUUUUGCUCAUAAAGAGACUUGAGCUCAACUUUCCAAACUGGCUAAUGUUCAAGUAACUACAUUUAAGAAAAAUUGUUAUUUCUUCAUCAUCAAAUUUCUACAGAUGUUAUGAUAAAUUCAUAUAUUGUUAGAAAAGCCUAGAGAAUAAAUAGGGUGAUAAUUUACAAAUUUCACAUUGAAAUGUUUUUUAUGACUUACCGAGGGUUUUUUAUAGGUUUUCUUGACUUUUUAAAAACUUUCAUUUACUAAUGUUUCUCUGUGAGGUUUUAUGUAUCGGGGGUGAAAUUCUGGUCUUUACUCCUUUUGAUUUCUGUGGGACCAGAAGUACACUGUCAGUAUUUAAACUGUUCUCUGAUGACUUUUUUUAGUUGGUUUCAAUUAAUGGUAUGGUCCUGUGAUAGGGAAGCCAUGAACUGACUCUUAAUAGUGAUUCUUUUGCACACAUCUCUAAGCUUUUCCUAUCUGUAGAGCAGUAUUUUGUAAAGCCCCUUGAUAGUGGUACAUGUAUUCAGAUGGUAAGCAUUAUUGCUGCGUAAAAACGUAACUGACACACAUUUUUUUCAGCUGUUCAGGCAUGUAGAAUGGUCAGGCAUGUAGAGUGGUGAUUAUUGGAAGUGUUGAAAAUGGGAGUAGCUGGAUGUAUGAUUUGUAGAUAGUUUUCUUUGAGGUGCUUGAGAAGCACUCUGAAACAGGUAUUUAUUUUCAGGAUUUGAAUUUUACAUGUGAAUGUUGAAAAUACCAAAACUCAAACAUACAAAAAAACCAACCAAACAAAAAAAAACACCCAUAUCCCUAAUAGAAAGGAAUUGAUGGUGUCAGUGGUGUCAUUGUAUUGUCCGUGUGUCAGUGAAGAGUUUCUCUGUACAGGCUUCUUAUAUUUUCCAUGAUUGCUGGCUUUUAGAUGUGAGAAAGAAUAUAAAAAGUAGAAAAAAAUGUUAUUUGUGUAACAUUUAGUUGAAAAUUUCAUGCCCGUUGGACUAAAUUCUUUAUAGCUGCCCAACUUCAUUCAUCUGCCCUUCUUUAGAGUCUGAACUUGUAGGCUUUCAAGGCAAUGUAUUUAUUCAGAGCCAAUAAAGACUGAUACAAACGGUGCCAAUUCCA
This is a messenger RNA of Cygnus atratus (black swan), 3080 nucleotides long. RefSeq names its product RRN3 homolog, RNA polymerase I transcription factor (gene RRN3). The record is from RefSeq and is a predicted model, not a curated record. Gene Ontology annotation, molecular function: RNA polymerase I general transcription initiation factor activity; RNA polymerase I core binding. The coding region runs from base 81 to 1931 and encodes 616 amino acids. Lineage: Eukaryota; Metazoa; Chordata; Aves; Anseriformes; Anatidae. Gene Ontology annotation, cellular component: nucleus. The transcript has 17 exons. Gene Ontology annotation, biological process: transcription initiation at RNA polymerase I promoter.